GUUUCUUAAAAAAAAGUGAGUUGGAGAGGUGACCACAUCAAAAUACGGACUAGUUGGUUCAACCAAGAGCUAGACCUAAACCGGUUUUGUCAAAAUCGAUAACUGGACCCAUUUUCGUUUGGCCAAAAGCUAUGGCAAAAGCAAAAGAGACACUACUGUGAACUCCACUCCCCCAACACCAUUUCAAUCUCACAGUGGCGGCAAAACCCCACACACACAGAAAAAUCAAAACUUGAUGACGACGGAGGGACCCUCCUCCUCCGCCUCCUCCUCCAGCUGCAACCUAGCGAUUCUUGACUCUCUCACCGACGAUUCCAUCCGACAAAUCCACGAUAGCUACACCGGCUUCUGCGCCACCACCGCAACCCUUCUCACCGGCGCCGGUGACCUCUCCGUCGGCCCAGAAUUCAUCGCUCACGUCCAUUCCCUCUGCCACCACGGCCUCCACUCUCUCGUUCGCGACCACUUUCUCAAGUCACUAGAGGAAAUUUUUGAGCAAAAUGGAGCUUCGAAAUUUUGGCGCCAUUUUGAUGCUUACACCAAUUUUGCACUUCUCUCCAAAAACCAACCCCCUAUAUGCGAGAGUGAGGUUCAGGAAGUGUUGUGCAAAGCUCUAGAAGAGAUAUCUUUGGAAAAGCAAUACCAGGAGAAGUGCUUGUUGAUGUUGUCUCAUGCUUUGCAGUCCUACAAGGAUCAGAUGUCUGAGGGAAGGCAUCCUUCGGAUGCGGAGAGAAGCCAUCUCUUUUCUAGAUACCAAUUACUUGUGUCUUCAGUGCUUAUGGCUAGUCUUCCUCGGCAUUUUCCUGAGAUACUCCACUGGUAUUUUAAGGGAAGGUUGGAGGAAUUGAGUACAAUAAUGGGUGGAGAGUUCGACGAUGAUGAAUCUCAAGACAAAGAUGAAAUGGAUUUAGAUGAAAAAAGCAAAAUCUCUUAUAGGACUGGUGAAAUGGAUAUUGAUGAAUGUUCUCACCAGGGUAGGUUCUUGGAGAACAAUAAGUUGGUAAAGAACAUUGGGAAGGUUGUUCGAGAUCUUAGAAGUCUUGGAUUUACAUCUAUGACUGAAGAUGCCUAUUCUUCUGCCAUAUUUCUGCUUCUAAAGGCUAAAGUACAUGAUUUGGCUGGUGAUGAUUACAGAAGUUCUGUUUUGGAGUCCAUUAAAGGGUGGAUACAGGCUGUGCCUCUCCAGUUCUUCCGUGCACUUCUUGCUUAUCUUGGUGACUCUGUUAGUUAUGAUAGUCCUUCAUCUGGUCUCAAAUCACCUUUGGCUUCACAUCCUUCGUCAUGCUAUCCCGGAAUUGAUACUCCCUCUCAAGGACUUGUUAGAUGGCAGUUGCGGCUAGAGUAUUUUGCUUACGAGACAUUGCAAGAUUUAAGGAUAGCCAAACUAUUUGAGAUAAUUGUGGAUUAUCCUGACAGCUCUCCAGCUAUUGAAGAUUUAAAACAAUGUCUUGAAUAUACGGGACAACAUUCUAAGUUGGUUGAAUCAUUUAUCUCAGCACUACAAUAUCGCUUGCUUACUGCUGGUGCCUCAACCAAUGACAUACUGCAUCAAUAUGUUUCAACUAUUAAAGCACUACGGACAAUAGACCCGGCAGGUGUUUUUCUUGAAGCAGUUGGUGAACCAAUAAGAGACUAUUUAAGGGGAAGGAAAGAUACCAUAAAAUGCAUUGUGACAAUGUUAACUGAUGGGACUGGUGGAAAUCCUAAUGUAUCUGGAAAUGCUGGGGAUAGCCUUCUUGAAGAAUUAAAUAGAGAUGAAGAAAGUCAAGAGAAUACUGGUGUUGAUGAUGAUUUCAUCACCGAUGACAAGCAAGCAUGGAUCAAUGCUGCCUGCUGGGAGCCUGAUCCUGUAGAAGCUGACCCAUCGAAAGGUAGUAGGAACCGGAGGAAAGUUGACAUACUUGGGAUGAUUGUUGGCAUAAUUGGUUCAAAGGACCAACUAGUCAAUGAAUAUCGUGUUAUGCUGGCAGAAAAGCUUCUCAACAAAUCUGAUUAUGACAUUGAUUCAGAGAUACGAACUUUAGAACUCCUCAAGAUACAUUUUGGAGAGAGCAGCAUGCAAAAAUGUGAAAUAAUGCUCAAUGACCUGAUAGAUUCAAAGAGGACAAACUCCAAUAUAAAAGCAACCAUUGCUCAGACCCCUCUGACAGGGGCUGAGCCGGGGGAGUCUGCAGUGUCAAUGGAUAUUCUUGAUGCUACAAUCAUAUCUUCUAAUUUCUGGCCUCCAAUCCAGGAUGAGACCCUUAAUGUCCCUGAGCCAGUUGACAACCUGCUCUCUGAUUAUGCAAAGAGGUUUAAUGAAAUCAAAACCCCUCGUAAGCUUCUAUGGAAGAAAAAUCUUGGUACAGUCAAGUUGGAGUUGCAAUUUGAAGAUAGGGCAGUGCAGUUCACAGUGGCACCUGUACAUGCAGCAAUUAUUAUGCAAUUUCAGGAUCAAACGAGUUGGACCUCUAAAAAUCUUGCAGCUGCUAUUGGCUUACCUGUAGAUGUACUCAAUCGAAGGAUAAAUUUUUGGAUAUGCAAGGGAAUCCUUGCAGAAUCACUUGGGGUAGACUCUAAUGAUCAUGUAUUUACCCUGAUGGAAGGCAUGGUUGAAACUAAUAAGAAUGGUGGAAAUAGUGGUAGUUGUGAGGAGAUUUUAGUUGGUGAUGACGAGGGAGAGAGAUCUGUGGCCUCUGUUGAGGAUCAAAUACGCAAGGAAAUGACUAUUUAUGAGAAAUUUAUCAUGGGGAUGCUCACAAACUUUGGAAGCAUGGCAUUAGAUCGAAUUCAUAAUACUCUCAAGAUGUUUUGCGUAGCUGACCCCCCUUACGAUAAAUCGCUCCAACAACUUCAGAGCUUCUUAUCUGGUCUAGUUUCUGAAGAAAAGUUGGAACUGAGAGAUGGAAUGUACUUCAUGAAGAAAUAAUGACUUGUCAUUAAGCAAGUAGAGCUGGAAUGUCUUCAGGAAGAGAGUGCUAAAAUUUCAGAGUUUUUGCAAUCUGUACAUAGCCCUGUGAAGAUGGCAAAUCUUUGUGGCAGGAGUGUGUCACAAUUAUCCCGAGUUCUAGUUGGGACGCUAAUUGAACAUCAUCCUGUUUUCUGAUGCAAGUUGCAGUGUCUUUUAAGAUGGUUUCCAAUGGAUCUGUGGAGAGCAAUUUUGGGUUAUUCCUAAGAUCAUCUUCAAUUCUCUGCAGAAAACAUUUUUUUGGCGUGUGGAAUAUGGAUGCACACAGAGCUGGAGUUCUGGAGAAUAGGCAUUCAAAAUUGCAGGAAUUUGAAAAAAAAAAA
Quercus lobata is the source of this 3270-nucleotide messenger RNA. RefSeq names its product anaphase-promoting complex/cyclosome 2 (gene APC2). Lineage: Eukaryota; Viridiplantae; Streptophyta; Magnoliopsida; Fagales; Fagaceae. The transcript is spliced from 17 exons. Gene Ontology annotation, cellular component: anaphase-promoting complex. The record is from RefSeq and is a predicted model, not a curated record. Bases 236 to 2908 code for a protein of 890 amino acids. Gene Ontology annotation, biological process: protein K11-linked ubiquitination; metaphase/anaphase transition of mitotic cell cycle; ubiquitin-dependent protein catabolic process. Gene Ontology annotation, molecular function: ubiquitin protein ligase binding.